Molecule: messenger RNA, 1903 nt
Organism: Emiliania huxleyi CCMP1516
Lineage: Eukaryota; Haptophyta; Isochrysidales; Noelaerhabdaceae
Exons: 6
Coding region: 1-1791 (596 amino acids)
Source: RefSeq, a predicted model, not a curated record
AUGAGCGCCGCAGGCCCUCAAAAUAGCAUCGUGCUCUGGGUCGCUGUGCUGCUCGCGGCCUGGUGCACCUUUGCUAUGGGCGGCGUUGUGUUUGGCGUCAGCGCCUUGUUUCCCGCGCUCUAUGCGCAGAACUACAAGAGCUCGGCUUGCUCGGCCCGGUGCUCCGCCAGUGCGGCGACCAGCGCUGCCGCAGUCGGGAGCUGGCCGGCGACGACCAAGCGGCGGCUGGCUGAGGCUGGCGAGUUCCUCAGCGGCAGCAGAGGCACGCUGCUGGAGGUGGCUGCUUCGGCCGUCCUCCGCGGGCGCUCGCUGCACGAGGGCUCGUUCUUCGACAGGCUCUCGGGCAAGGCGGAGCACAGUAAAGCGGAGCACAGUCCCGGCGAGAGCAAGCCCGAGUCGCGGAACAGGCACGACGCGCCGCACCGGCGCGAGCUCCCUCCCCCGCAGCCGCACGCGCACUCGUGCUCCGACCCCUGCCCGCUCGGCGUCGAGACAAAGUGCUGCGACCACCAGUUCGUGGCGUUCAGCCUCGCCGCCUCGCUCGCCUUCUUCCUCGUCGACGCCGCCGCGGCGCCGUGGGGAGAGCUCGCCGACCGGCGCGGAGGCAAGCUCACCCUCGCGUGGGCAUCGCUGCUCAGCAUCGCCGGCUUUGCCGCCCUCGCGGGCGGGGCGUACCUGCUCGACGACGCGAUUGUGACCGCCGGGCUGCUCGCGCUGGGCUGCGCCGGGCCCGGCGUCUUCAACGGCGCCUUCUACGGCACGCUCGAGCUGAUCGGCACCGGCGAGCCGAAGAUCCGUGCGGCGCUCACCUCGCUCAACGCGGCCGCCUUCGACGGCUCCGCCCUCGUCUUCAUGCUGCUCCGCGUCGCGGCGAGGGCGGCGCGUGUCGGGCUCGCCGCACCGUGCCUCGCUUGGGCCGCGCUGUGCGCGCCGCUGUGUGCGCACGGCUCGCUGCUCGCUCAGCCGGCGGCCGCCGCGUCGGAGCAGGUCGGGAUGCUGCAGGCGGCGGUAGAGGGGGAGAGCAAGAGCGAGGUGGGGGAGGAUGCGGGUGACGAGUCGGAGACCAAGAGCGACGUCGCUUUGCCGCUCAGCGCGCGGUGGAAGCGGGAGGAGGAGGCGGCGCGCUUGCGCAAGCUGGCCGUCGAGGCGGUGUACCACCUGGUCUCCAACUUUUACCUGGAGACGCAGAUCGACCAGCUCGAGGAGCUCUUCGGCGAGCCGCACGCCGAGCCGGCUCUCCCCUCCAGGACGCGAGCGGGGCACGCCGAGUGGCUCUCCUCCGCCUUCAACUUCGCCUUCCCGCUCGGAGGCCUGCUCGCUUCGGUGCCUGUCGCCAGCCUGCUCGAGCGCGCGGGCGAGGCCGAGUACUUUGGCAUUGCGACGCUUCUCGCAAACACCUUCUCGCUCUGCUCCCUCUCCUCCUCGCGGCAGCCGCAGCUCGCCGCCGCGCUGCUCUUCGGGCCGGUGCGCUGCCUCACCUGGGCGUGCUACUUCCAGUUCCUCUCCACCGAGUCGCGCUACCCGCCCGGCCUCUCCGCGCGCGCGAUGGGCUACAACAACGUCGUCAUCGCCAUCGUGGGCGCCGCCGGCCCGUACACGCUCGCCUACCUCGUCAACGAGCGGGCGCUGCUCGGCGGCGCCUCGAUGGGUAUGGGCAAGGGGCGGGGCGACAGCCGCUACCUGCAGGCCAAGCUCUUCCUCCAGCUCUGCAACACGCUCAUUGCCAUCUUCCCGUGCCUGCUGUGGCGCGAGCGGCGCCGGAAGCAGGCGGGGGCUGCACACUCGGGCUGAGAGAGAGAGAGCGUGUGUGAGUUUUGCGACGAUACUCUCUCACGUCUCACUCUUGUCGGGCCGUAUACGUGUCGUGUUCGGAGUUCGCAUUAUUUUCGGCUCCUUAUCGCGU